Messenger RNA from Aspergillus japonicus CBS 114.51, 1009 nucleotides. Its product is annotated as GPI anchored serine-threonine rich family protein. NCBI's taxonomy places the organism in Eukaryota, Fungi, Ascomycota, Eurotiomycetes, Eurotiales, Aspergillaceae. The record is from RefSeq and is a predicted model, not a curated record. The coding region runs from base 1 to 882 and encodes 293 amino acids. The transcript is spliced from 3 exons.
AUGCGUGCUGGAGGUGAGGUCCUCUGCAUCUCCGCAUUCGGUAAUCGGCAGCCGGCAUCGGGAGGUUCGGGGCAGAUGUCACCGUUGCGAUUCUUGAACCGUCCCGAUCGUGCGCGAGCGAUUCCGCAACAAGUCUGGCUUGGUCGAGGAGUCGGCAAAGCGAGAGUUUGGGUCUGCGGUGUCUGUUCCUCUGAGAUGCGCGCGUCAAGCUCUCUUGCUGCGGCCUUUGCAUGCCUGGCUCAGAUCGGGAUUGCCGAAGCAGCUUUGUCUUUCACCCAAUGGCCCUCGGUCAUUCGUGCUGGCCAGCCUACCACUCUGAAUUGGCAGACGGACUCGGAUGCUCCCGUGACCGUCACACUGCGGAAGGGCAAUUCUCAGAACCUGGACACCGUCCAGACCCUGGCAAGCAACGCCCAGGGAGGCUCCUUCACCUGGAUUCCGGACUCCACGAUAGAGAACGGCGACGACUAUGCCUUCCAGAUCCAGCAGAACGGCUAUGUGAACUACUCGGGGCUUUUACAGGUCACCGGUGGGGUUCCAGCAAGCCCAGCGACCAAGGCCGCGUCUACCCCAGUCCUCAAACCCAGCCCAACGGUGCUGGUAGCCUCAGUGAUCCCUCCAGCUCCUAGCCCUGCCACUCCAAUUGCAACUGCAUACCCUACCGACACAGCCCCUCACGAUGAGAUGCAGACAGUCCAGAAGGGCAAUGAUGGCCAGACUUUCACCGUCAAUGCCGCCAACGACCCCAGUGCGAACGCAGCCGGGGCCGCCAACAGCAAGACUGCUAUGGCUGCCUAUAUGCAGAGUGGUGCUGCCUCUGUUCGCGCGACGGGGAUGGGUUUCAUGUUGGGUGCUCUUGCCAUGGUGGCUUACCUCGUCUAGUAGACUUGGACGAACUUCCCGGUAAUGCUUGGCAAACAUUGAACUUGGUCUUACUUGGUUGUCAGAACUUGGUUCGUGCGUGUCUAGGUUUAUCGUUCUUCUUCAGAUCAACUCGCAUGAGACCGAG